Molecule: messenger RNA, 2803 nt
Organism: Alnus glutinosa
Lineage: Eukaryota; Viridiplantae; Streptophyta; Magnoliopsida; Fagales; Betulaceae
Product: SEC1 family transport protein SLY1-like
Exons: 2
Coding region: 122-1966 (614 amino acids)
Biological process (GO): intracellular protein transport; endoplasmic reticulum to Golgi vesicle-mediated transport
Cellular component (GO): Golgi membrane; cytosol
Molecular function (GO): syntaxin binding
Source: RefSeq, a predicted model, not a curated record
ACUAUUUCUAUAUCAAACACCCCCACGGUUGGAUCCGAGACCUCAAAAUUGAAGAGCUCAGAAAAUUAUUUUACUUACGAAGAAACCAAAAAUCACUCGCCCGGAACAGAGUUUCACGGUCAUGGCUCUCAAUCUCCGUCAAAAGCAAACAGAAUGUAUUACCCGAAUGUUGAAUCUAAACCAACCCGUUAACGCAACGGGUACUGCAAACGAAGAGGUUUACAAGAUUUUAAUCUAUGAUAAGUUUUGCCAAAACAUCCUAUCACCAUUGAUACACGUCAAGGACCUUCGAAAACAUGGCGUGACCCUCUACUUUCUGAUUGAUAAGGAUCGAAAACCGGUCCACGACGUGCCCGCCGUGUAUUUUGUCCAACCCAGUCAAGCUAACAUUCAGCGGAUCAUGGCCGACACGUCCCGCUCGCUCUAUGAUAGCUUCCACCUCAAUUUCUCGUCCUCUAUUCCCCGCCCGCUGCUCGAGGAUCUUGCAUCUGGGACAUUGAGUUCGGAUUCGAUCCAUCGGAUUUCAAAGGUGCACGAUCAGUAUUUGGAGUUUGUGACAUUGGAGGAUGGUUUGUUUUCGUUGGCACAGAAGUCUACUUAUGUGCAAUUGAAUGAUCCGUCGGCUGGGGAUCGAGAGAUUGAGGAGAUUGUGGACAGGAUUGUCAAUGGAUUGUUUUGUAUUUUGGCUACGCUAGCUGUGGUGCCAAUAAUUAGGUGCCCUCGUGGUGGGCCGGCUGAGAUGGUUGCUUCUGCAUUGGAUCAGAGAUUGCGAGACCAUUUGUUGUCAAAGAACAAUUUGUUUACAGAAGGUGGGAGUUUCGUGAGCUCUUUUCAGCGGCCAAUUUUGUGUAUAUUUGAUAGGAAUUUCGAGUUAUCAGUAGGGAUACAGCAUGAUUUUAGGUAUCGGCCGCUUGUUCACGAUGUUCUUGGAUUGAGGCUGAAUAGAUUGAGUGUGCAGGGUGAAAAGGGUGGGAUGAGGUCGUAUGAGUUGGAUAGUUCGGACCCAUUCUGGGUGGCAAAUGGGUCGUUGGAAUUUCCUGAAGUUGCAGUGGAGAUUGAGACUCAAUUGAAUAAAUAUAAGAAAGAUGUUGAUGAGGUGAACAGGAGGACCGGUGGAACUGACGGGGCUGAGUUUGAUGAGACAGACUUGACGGGGAACACAAAGCAUUUGAUGAAUGCAGUGAACUCUUUGCCUGAGUUGACGGAGCGGAAGCAGGUGAUAGAUAAGCACACCAAUAUUGCCACUGUUUUGUUGGGUGAGAUCAAGGAGAGGUUGCUUGACUCUUAUGCGAAAAAGGAGAAUGACAUGCUGGUCAGAGGAAGCAUUGACCGGAAUGAGCUCCUUGGUGUGCUCAAAGGGAAAGGGAUGAAGAUGGAUAAGCUGCGGUUUGCUAUCAUGUAUCUGAUCUCUUCAGAAAGCAUUAAUCAGUCAGAAGUGGAAUCAGUGGAAGCAGCACUCAGGGAAUCCGAGGUUGAUACUAGUGCAUUUCAGUAUGUGAAAAAAUUGAAGUCGUUGAAUGCUUCAAUGGCAUCAGCAAGUUCAGCUAGCAGAAACAACAUAGUUGACUGGGCUGAGAAAAUCUAUGCUGUGACAGCAGGUGUGAAGAAUCUCUUGUCUAGUGAUAGGCAACUGGCAUUGACAAGGACGGUGGAACUCUUGAUGGAAGGGAAGCCAAAUCCUGAAAUUGAUGGUUGCCUUGUAUUUGAUCCUCGUUCUCCCAAGUCAAGUUCCGGUAGUAGUCAUUUGAGAGGACCAUUUAAGGAAGCCAUUGUGUUUAUGAUUGGUGGUGGUAACUAUGUUGAGUAUGGGAGCUUGCAAGAAUUUGCACAGCUUCAGCAGCCUGUCAAGCAUGUUAUAUAUGGAACAACAGAAAUUCUCACAGGAGCAGAGUUUGUUGAGCAGCUUGCGUUUCUAGGGCAUAAGAUGGGACUUGGAAGUAAUGUUGCCGCUUCAACUCAUUUUUGAUAAGUAAUAUAGAUUUUACUAAAAAAGCGUAAGGUGCUCCUAAAUACACAGGAAAUAUACAUAGGAACAACCAAAGCAGCCUACAACAAGAAAGAAAACCCACCAACCCUCUAAAACCCAAUCCCUCCAACCCAAAACCUUCGCGAGACCCCAACCCUACACCAUGUGCGCCUUGCAUUUCUUAAGCCGGGAGGACGCGCUAGAAUCACCGUAGUUGAUGGAACUUACCAGAUUCAAAACUUCCCUCCUACCUUUGGUCUUUGGACGCGCUGCCUUAACUCCCCGAUGGAAGUCCUCUUCAAUGGCUUUCAAAAUCACCAAGGACGGAUCCAGAUCCUCAUCACUAUCCAACUUCCAAUCCAAGGGCAAAUCUGGAGGUAAAACACCCAAAGGGUAAGGGGAGUUCAUUAAUAAAUACUUGUUUUAAAUGCUCUUCGAAGCUUGUUGUCUGGCAGUUUAUGCAUGGUAGAGGAGGCACUGUGGGAAGUUAAAGACACAAUAUGGGCAAUUGAAUAUAGAUUUGAAGCUGUAUAUCUAAGAACUGAUGCAGAGAUUGUUGGGGGAUACUUUUUUUUCUUGAUUCUGAGGCAUGCGUGCUGGUUUUCAAAUAGACUUGAACAACUGUCUUUGACAAUCUCUCCAAGUAUGCCUUUUUCAUUUUUCAUCAUAGUGAAUAGGUUUCAACCAUUGAAAAGCUACAUUUGUCUUUAUUAAAGUUUCUGUGGUUAGAAAAUUUUCUGUUUCCUUUGUUCUUCACUACUUGAAAACUAAACUUUUGAGAAUCAUAUGUUAAUUUGUUCCAUAUAUUAAUAUGAGUGCUAUUCUGAUGUUGAUUAA